UUCUCGCAAAAAUCUCGAUUUCCCGUGUUCAGUACCUACACUAGUCGACAAAAUUUCUGCUCCAAUUGCAGUUUCAAUUGAAUUUUCACAGUGAAAAGGCGUUCCAGGUCAAAAUAUUAUUUUUAGAAUAAUAUUUAGUCAAACUCUGCAAAUUUUGUGAAUAAAAUUCAUUCAAAGCAGUUCAAAAAUAAAAAGAAAUCGUAAAAAUCAAAGUGGGCUUCGGGAUUCCCGUGGAGUGCAAAAUUUGUCGGUCAGUGUAAUAGAUAGCAUUACAAAAGUUCCACGCGAAAAACUUCCGUGAAAAGAAAAAACUUAAUAGUUUCGCACACAAGUCGAAUUUGCAAAUUAAGUGAAUUUUCGCAUAAAGAGUCUGCAGUUUGCAGUUUGUUUUCUUGGUCGUGUAUCAUUUGUUUAUCGUAUGUCCAUCCAGAAUCUUAAUACAUUCGACCCCUUUGCAGAUGCAAUCAAGGGUGCUGAUGAAAAUGUGCAAGACGGUCUUGUACAUAUAAGAAUUCAGCAGAGGAAUGGUCGCAAGACGUUAACUACUGUUCAAGGGCUCUCCUCGGAAUAUGACCUGAAGAAGAUUGUUCGGUCAUGUAAAAAGGAAUUUGCGUGCAAUGGCACUGUAAUUGAGCACCCAGAGUACGGUGAAGUGUUGCAAUUGCAAGGUGACCAGCGUGAAAAUAUUUGUCGCUGGCUUACAAAAUCGGGGCUUGCAAAGGCUGAGCAGCUCAAAGUUCACGGAUUCUAAAAGGAUAAAAUAAAAUACAAGCAAAACAGAAAAAUAAUAAUCCAACGUGUGGUGGAGCACAGAAGGAGGUGCUCGGAAGUAAAUAAAGAAAAAUCUUUCGAAAAGAAAAAAAAAAUCUCACACAGUAAAAGAAAAUCUUAAAAGUUGAGGAGAAAUUGUGAAAAGUGACGUCAAGAGAAGGAAAAAAAAGAGGAAUUAAUGCCAGAAGAAAGGGUGGGUGAUAAUAAGAAAUUUUUGUGAUUGAGUUCAAAUGGAAUGACCUUGUUUUUUUUGCGCUUUCUUUUAAAUGAAACUGAUUAAAAUUCUCGAAGAAAAAUUAAUAAAAUAAAAAUUCCAACCCACUCUGGCAUAGAUUUUUUUUAAAAAAACUUUGAAAUGUAAUUCUCUCCUCUAUUUAGAACUUUAAACACACACACAAAAGAAUAAAUAAAAAACACUCAAUGAAAAUUAAUUAAAUGUUUAAAACAGAAAUAUAAAAAGUUAUAUAAAAAAACAGAUGAUAUAAUUCAAAUCCUUUUUUUUGUCAUUUAUUGUAAAAGAAAAGAAAUAGUUUAGUAGACAAUUUUCCCUGCCACGCGCGGAAGGGAGGCUGAAACGAGAAGAGGGAUCUUUUAUGACUUUGUAAUGAGAUUUUGAAUUUUCUCAUUAAGGACAUCUCGUUCCUUUAAUAAAACAACAACAAAUUUACAAAAAAAUAAAUAAAACAUUAAUAAAAAAACAAAUAGUAAGGAUAGAAAAACAAAAAACAAGAGAGAUGUCCUGAAAAAAAUGAGAUAAAUACAAUUUGAAGGAUGUAAAGGGAAACUUCAUUAGUUUGACAGGCAAGAAAAUAGAGUUUAAAAGGAAAGAAUUUGCAAUUUAACACGCUAAUAAAAGAGAGAAGAAAAAAAUAA
Lutzomyia longipalpis is the source of this 1644-nucleotide messenger RNA. It is a transcript of the gene eIF1, whose product is annotated as eukaryotic translation initiation factor eIF1. The transcript is spliced from 3 exons. Gene Ontology annotation, molecular function: RNA binding; ribosomal small subunit binding; translation initiation factor activity. Gene Ontology annotation, cellular component: eukaryotic 43S preinitiation complex. The record is from RefSeq and is a predicted model, not a curated record. Lineage: Eukaryota; Metazoa; Arthropoda; Insecta; Diptera; Psychodidae. Gene Ontology annotation, biological process: translational initiation. Bases 419 to 751 code for a protein of 110 amino acids.